ACAUUACAAUAUGAUGAACAUACGUGAAAUCAAAUCAUAUGAAGAGGAAGCUAUAGACACAGUUGUAUCUGUUAUCAACAGGGCCAAGGAAUCUCUUGGAGUGCGGCAGACUUUGAAGCAAUUAGCAAAAACUCGGGAUCUCCUUUCACCACCAGCAAAAGUAGCGUUAACAAAUUUAAAGUGUCCCCUAGUCACCAACGGAGAGGAGCUGAUAAGAAAUGCUAUUGAUAAGGACUGGAAGCUCACUGACACCUUGCUGUACAAGCUGGUGUACCAAGGAAUGUCGAGGGAUGAAUGCUCGCAGUACUAUUAUUUUGAGGCAAUAUUCAGUCAGCCUACAGUGCAAUAUCCGAUCCCGCAAGCCACAGCCUCCGUGUUUUUCAGGAUUGAAGACAAACUAAUUGAACCACAUGAGAAUAAAGGUGUUCCAAAGAUGGUGUUCAGAAUAGAGGGUCAUCACCGCAGCCACGACGUGCGUUACGUUCGACUCUGCGUGGACUGGAUCCUCGGUGUUAUCAAGAUGAAGACCAAACUCUUUGAGAGGAUUGAGAAUAUUGUGCUGUUUUAGUUUUAAUAUUGGAUGAUUUGGUAUCAAAUUAUUUGCUUGAUCUAAUGUUAUGAUAUUAAAUGGGCAAAUAUAAUACAACUAAAGAUAGUUUUAUUUAUAUACGUUGUGAUGUAGGUUUACUGGAUGUAGUUGAUUUAUUAAAUGGGAAAAAUAAAAAAAUAUACACCUAUA
Molecule: messenger RNA, 739 nt
Organism: Colias croceus (clouded yellow)
Lineage: Eukaryota; Metazoa; Arthropoda; Insecta; Lepidoptera; Pieridae
Exons: 4
Coding region: 11-568 (185 amino acids)
Cellular component (GO): cAMP-dependent protein kinase complex
Molecular function (GO): protein kinase A regulatory subunit binding
Source: RefSeq, a predicted model, not a curated record